CUGUCUUUCAACAGGCUGGUUGAACUCUAUUUCUGGGAUCAUCUUCCAAAAGAUUAACAUUCAAAGCAGGCAGACUCGGACAGACACAGUACAGUCACAAUGCUUCUCCCACCUGUUUUAUUUUUGUUUGCAUCUUCUAUAAGGAUUGUCUCUGGGGGUGAUUGGUGCUAUCAGUCACAAGUUACAUGUGAUCACAACUGCACAGGUCCAGGGGCAUGGGGAGUAGUUUCACAGAAGUGCAAUGGCGAACAUCAGUCUCCGGUGAACAUUGUUACAAGGAGAAUGCUUUUAGACGAGAGGCUCACCUCUUUUCACUUCACUGGAUACCAAGAAGCUUUUCAUGGUCGCCUCUUAAACAAUGGUCACACAGUUCAACUGGAUUUACCCUCCAGAAUAAAGAUCAUAGGAGGAAGUCUGGCCUCACAAUACAAGGCAAUUCAACUUCACCUGCAUUGGGGCAAAGACGGAGGACCAGGGUCUGAACACACAAUUGACGGAGAACAAUUUCCAAUGGAGAUGCAUAUUGUCCACAUAAAAGAAGAAUACAACUCUUUAUCCCAGGCUGUUGGAGACAGCACAGGCGUGGCUGUUCUUGGAUUUUUCUUUGAGGAGUCGAAGUCUGCAAAUAAGAAAUUUGAUCCCCUCAUUAAGGCUCUGAAAAACAUCACACAACCGAGCAACAGUACAGCACUGGAGGGUGUAUCCCUGGAAAUGUUCACACCUUCCCAGGAGAACAUGACCAAGUACUUACGCUAUAAUGGCUCCCUCACUACACCCGACUGUGCUGAAGCUGUCAUUUGGAGCCUGUUUGAAAACACAGUUCCUCUCAGCAGAAAGCAGCUUGCUGAAUUCUCCAACCUUCAGUUUUCUAAUGGAGAGCAGAUGACCAAAACCUUCAGACCAUUGCAGCCUUUGAAUGGACGGCAAGUGUAUUACUCUGGAGGUCAGGUUGCUCUGGUUAGCACUGUGUUACUCAUUGUGUCAGUGCUGGUAUCACUAAUGAAUGAAUAUGUCCACUGAUGAUUGUCUAAUACAUGUAAUACAAUGUACUGAAUAUGUACAAAUAAGACUGUAAGCACUGUGUGCGAUUUCAUUGGAGUAAAGACAAAAUCUUACUUGUAUACUGUUUAUCAAUUAUAAUUUGUAUAUUUAGGCUCUUAAUUUGGCACGGUUUCACAGUAACUAUGUAGAGAACAAAUUUACAGACUAUGGGACUACUUGUAGGUGUUAUAAUAAUGCCUCUUGUGAUAUCUUAUCUCAAUAAAUGUCUUGUGAUA
Messenger RNA from Eleginops maclovinus (Patagonian blennie), 1277 nucleotides. RefSeq names its product carbonic anhydrase IV b (gene ca4b). NCBI's taxonomy places the organism in Eukaryota, Metazoa, Chordata, Actinopteri, Perciformes, Eleginopidae. Gene Ontology annotation, biological process: one-carbon metabolic process. The coding region runs from base 100 to 1020 and encodes 306 amino acids. The record is from RefSeq and is a predicted model, not a curated record. Gene Ontology annotation, molecular function: carbonate dehydratase activity; zinc ion binding. Gene Ontology annotation, cellular component: plasma membrane. The transcript has 8 exons.